Molecule: messenger RNA, 2070 nt
Organism: Xiphophorus hellerii (green swordtail)
Lineage: Eukaryota; Metazoa; Chordata; Actinopteri; Cyprinodontiformes; Poeciliidae
Gene: edaradd
Product: EDAR-associated death domain
Exons: 6
Coding region: 198-845 (215 amino acids)
Biological process (GO): signal transduction
Molecular function (GO): protein binding
Source: RefSeq, a predicted model, not a curated record
GAGGCGUCUCACCUCAUUCCGGAGAGACGCCGCCGCUUGGCUGGCUCGGCUGCUUCCUCUGCGUUUCCAGUGAAGAAUAUCGGAGUGUUUUUUUUUUUUUGUUGUUUUUUUUUUUUUUUUUGAGGCAUCAUUCUGAGAGAAGAGUUUCACUCCAGCUUCAGUUAUUCCUCUGCUUGAAGACCUCUUAGUCUUAAAAGAUGAGCAGUUUAAUGGCGUGUAAGGAGCCGUUUGACAGAGCCAUUUCCGAGCCUGUUGAGGACACGGACACCACCAGCUUCGUGGCAGAGUUUUCCUUGGAGGCCAAUUAUCCUGUCCAAGUCACAGAUCCUCACGAUGCUGUGACACUACAUCUUAGCUCCAUGGCCUCUGGGUACCUGCACCCCUCCUCUCAAGACAAGAUCAGACAGCCAGUUGAAGAUAUGGAGGACUGCACUUGCCCAACAUCUACUUCACCAGACUGUCCCAAACAACUGCAGAUUCUCGCCAGCCCUUGUGAAAAAUGCUGCUGCCCGGCGCCCCCGCCCAAGAUCAGCGACCUCAUGAACGACAAAGACCUGCUGGACUCGCUGCGGCUGAAGCUGGACCCAAACCACUGCACCAUCAAAAACUGGAAGAACUUUGCGAGCCGCUGGGGAAUGAGCUAUGACGAACUCACCCUGCUGGAGCAUCGGACCCAGGGCUCCCUGUCUCACAGCCCCACCCAGGAGUUCCUGCUGCGCUACAACCAGAAGACGGUCACCGAGCUCACCGAACUGUGCCGCAUCUAUCAGCGCAUUGACGUGCUGCGGCUGCUGCAAAGCUGGAUAGAAAAGGACUGGCCGUCACGUUGGCAGCAGACUCACUAAUAAGUUGAAGAAUGUAUAUUUAUCUGUUUGUUUCUUCUCCCAGGGUGUACAUGUUUUGGAUCUCUUUUAUAUUUUUUGUCAUCCAAGCUACAAGUGUUUUUAUUUUUUAGGCAAAUUCUUAGAAAAUGAACCUUUGAAAAGAAAACAGAUAAUGAACAGAAAAAGGAAAAUGAGUGUCAGUCUUCUGGUCAGUAACACUGAAUAUAGUAAAUACGUGAUUCUGAAACGUCGAUGUGUAGGUAACAGAGUGAUUCAUAUCCUUCAGCGAUGCUUUUGGAGAGCUGUCUGACGGUUCACACCUCUUCCAGUGUAAAGUCAGAACAAACACACGAUGCAGCUCAUCAAAAGUGUUGCUGGGUAGCUGAGGAGAAGUGAAGACGACAAUAAAUGAGAUUCGUAUCACAACACUUGCUUCGACCAUAACGCGGCCAAUUCAAUGAAAUUCAGAAGUACUGUUUCGUGUCCCAAAGGGAAACUAAAUGUUGCCGUAACUUGUAUCAUCCAAGUAUCUUCAAAGAGCUGCAGCGGGUGGUGAUGCUGUGGGCAGGAAGGACUGCUGCUAGCCAUCAGUGAAACAAGGGCUGGAGAAGUACCAAACAGUCCCAUUCACAGAUUUAACACCGGUGUUUGGUUGUUGUAGCGGUUCGCAUUGUCACCUCACAGCAGCAUAUUCUAUAAUAAAAACCUCAGCUGUGCAGCCCAUUCUCUCUGCAGGCAUUGUGAAUGCAUGGAUUUUCUCCAGGCUUCCAGCCUUCCUCUCAGACCUAUGAAAUAAUACUUUUUACAUGAAUGGUUAGGACUGAGUGUAAGCGGCCGGCUGUUUGACAUACUGGUUCCCAGACCAGGAAAUACCUGAUACUUUCCCGUUGCUUGCUUUGAUUAAAAACCUCUCCUCCUCCUCGUGUUGUAAAACUACAUUUAAUAGGGAGUAACUGCACAAAAAUCACAGUUCCAUACUUAUUCGAAUUUUAAAAUCACAGCUCAGUACUUUUAAGUAGCUUAACAUUAAAAAAGUGAAAAGUUAAAGCACUGACUGGAGAUUUGGUUGGAUUUUUUUCAGUGAAUGAAGUACACGCAGGCAUAGCCAAUGCUAUAUUGUUGUAUAUUCUGUGUGUAAACACAGAAUAUACAACAAUAUAGUCACUUGAAAAUGGUCAGUGUUCAUGUUUAAUAUGUUUUAAAUGACAUUGUGCCCAUAUUUGAGAAUAAAACAUGUUUAAAUCCC